AUGACAAUCACCAAAUUUAUAGACAAGUAUCAUUGUAUUUUCAUGCAAUUCCAACCAGACCGUGGCUUCCCUCCACAUGUUAAGCUCACACCUCAUGCUUUAUGCCUACACAAAGAAAAAAUGGAUAUCCACAAAUGUCUCAUUAACCGUGUAGACAUUGUUCAUAGGAUUGCAAGGCUUCUGAUGCUUGCUGGUAUGGAAAAAUUGCCACUUUAUGUAACUGAGAAGCUAAAAUGGGAUCUGGGUCUUUCUCAUGAUUAUGUGAAGACUCUUUUGGCCGAUUAUCCUGAUUAUUUUGAUGUUUGUAGCAUCGAAGAUCUAUUAUCCGGAAAGGUUGUCCUGAUUAGGAAGAAUCCAUUAAUGGGUAUGAGAUUGAAGAUCGCUCACAGGGCCAACAGUUACUCAAAAGAGAGGAAGGAGGAGGUCGCCGGCGUUGAUGGUGGCUGA
Molecule: messenger RNA, 447 nt
Organism: Arachis stenosperma
Lineage: Eukaryota; Viridiplantae; Streptophyta; Magnoliopsida; Fabales; Fabaceae
Product: protein WHAT'S THIS FACTOR 9, mitochondrial-like
Exons: 1
Coding region: 1-447 (148 amino acids)
Molecular function (GO): RNA binding
Source: RefSeq, a predicted model, not a curated record